GUCACUAAACAGGUUUUCAGACCAUGCCGCAAAGCCCGCCCUCGUGUGUGGUAACAGAGUUCAUUAUCAUAAUACAUACUCGAACAACCGUACCAUUCUGUUUGUAUAUAAACCUAAGAAAAUAGAGGUAUAGAUUUCCUUAUUUACUUCUCUCUUUCAGACACCUACAUACAGCAAUCAACACCCUUCAAUCACCUUAAACGCACAUUCUCAAGUUAGGGAAAUCUCAUAUAAUUACAAGACUUCCAACUCCACACAGAGAAAAUGAAGACUUCUAGCAUCCUUGCUUCUGCUCUCUUCUGGGCUGCCACAUUUGCUGGCGCCAUUGGUAGAGGCCCUUUUCGAACCUCCGCCGGUCUCCCAAGCGGCUACUCCUUAUCAAAUCUGACCUGGACCGGAAACAUCACUGCUAACGGGCCCGAGAUGUCAUUCACCGGCCCCAGUUUCCAGGAUAUCGACGCCCAGAUUCUCAAAGCCAACCCGGAUUUCAUGUGGCCUGACUCCAACAGCGUCGAUCCCGCAACUCUCGAGAAGUCGGAGGCUCAUUUAACCUGCGACCCCAACAACAUCUGGUACGCCCAGGCGUUCCGGAUCGAGGAAGGCAUCGACUACCUCUCGAGCCGGACUGGUAAGUGCCACAUGGACGCCGGUCCGAGGGUCUGCACGCGGAUCUCUUGCUCAUACAAGAGCGCGAUCUGGUGGUGCAAUGAUAAUUCGGAACCCAUCGAGGAAAACUGUCUGCUUUGGUCGCAUUACGCGGAAAACAUCCUAGACGUAUGCCGGUCCGGCGACGCCGCAGACAGAGUCAGGGGCCAAAAGUUUUCCUCGGCAAACUGGAACAUCUUGGUAGGGUUCGAUGACGACCAUUGUUAGGUUGUUAUUGGUCUGUCGUAUAAGAAGCUUAGUAGAUAGACAAGGUAGGUCUUGACCGAGCUCUCAUACAGUGCUUAGAUAGGUAUCAGACAAAUAAAGAUUAUACGACUUAUUGAAUAUUGUAAUUUGUGUGAUGAAAGAUUCCCCCUUUUUAGACGUAUGAGUAUGGUGGUCUGUGCUUGCUCAGACCUACUAGGC
Messenger RNA from Annulohypoxylon truncatum, 1071 nucleotides. RefSeq lists its product as uncharacterized. The record is from RefSeq and is a predicted model, not a curated record. The transcript has a single exon. NCBI's taxonomy places the organism in Eukaryota, Fungi, Ascomycota, Sordariomycetes, Xylariales, Hypoxylaceae. The coding region runs from base 265 to 873 and encodes 202 amino acids.